AUGACCUCCACCACCUCCCCAAGUUCUAAGAUGCCCCCGCUCUCUACUCUCCUCAAUGCUCUCCAUGCAUUCAAGUCCUCCCCGCGGACUUUCCAAAUCCUCCACACCGUUGGAUCUGUGCCCUCUGCAGCGCUACAAACGCUCUACAUCCUCGAUUCCUCCUUCAACCCUCCCACGCUCGCCCAUUCACGGAUUUGCACCUCCGCUUUGCUGCAAGAUCCUCUCCUCAACGUCGGGCAAGGUCAUGGGAGUAGAUCAAGACUGCUACUUUUGUUGGCGACUCAAAAUGCAGAUAAACCACCCAAGCCUGCCGGCUUUGAGCAGAGGGUGGGUAUGAUGUGCGUGCUUGCGAAGGACAUUCGUGAUCAAGUAGGAGAAAUGACAGGCAGAGGACGACAAGGGAUGAGGAGGAUGGAUGAUAGGGAUGACAACCAGGGUGAAGAGGAAGACAGAGACCUGCUGAGUAUUGAUGUUGGGGUUGUAAAGACGCCGCUGUUCAUUGACAAGGUGAAGGCGGUGACGGAGUCGGGCGUUUAUCAUUCGAAAUCAGAUGAAGAGCGACAGCCAAGCCAGGUUCAUCUGAUUGGAUUCGACACUCUUAUUAGGCUGCUGGAACCAAGCUAUUAUCCUGAUAAAACAUUGAAGCCGUUGGAGGAAUUAUUCGGGAAGCAUAAAGUCAGGGUUUCGAGACGGAUAGAGGAUGCGUGGGGAGCGGGCGAGGAGCAAGGGAAGUUCGUAAGGGCGCUUGAAGAGGGAAGCAAGGAAGAACAUGGGUUUCAGCCGGAGUGGGUUGAGAAGAUUGAACUGGUUGAGGGGAGAGGGAUGGAUGAGGAGGCGAUUAGUUCGACAAGGGUGAGGGACGCUGUGAGAGAAGGGGAGGAGAAGAUUCUGCAAAAGCUGAUUACAGGGCCUGUGGGGCAGUGGAUCAAGGACGAGGGCUUGUAUAAGAAUAGGGGCUAG
Bacidia gigantensis is the source of this 960-nucleotide messenger RNA. RefSeq lists its product as uncharacterized. The coding region runs from base 1 to 960 and encodes 319 amino acids. The transcript has a single exon. NCBI's taxonomy places the organism in Eukaryota, Fungi, Ascomycota, Lecanoromycetes, Lecanorales, Ramalinaceae. Gene Ontology annotation, molecular function: ATP hydrolysis activity; nicotinamide-nucleotide adenylyltransferase activity. The record is from RefSeq and is a predicted model, not a curated record. Gene Ontology annotation, cellular component: cytoplasm; nucleus.